AUGUUGGAGACUGAUAUCAACGACAUGUCUGACGAGAUCUAUCAAGUUAUUUUGAUCGCUAAAGCUCGAGAACCAUCGAGACCGCCUACAUCGACAGUUCCUGGUUGGAAUCUACCCACAGAAGAUCUGAUGAAUGUCCUCUUAUGCCCCACUAACGAUAAUGUCGACUGGAACCGAUUCGGACCACAAGUCCCUAUCGUGAUAUCGAUGGUCUGGUUCGUUGACGACGUCUACAUCGGUGGUUUAUCUAGAUCACACACUAUCGACUGCUACAGCUUUGCUGCACACAUCUACGAGGGACAUCAUAAACUAUUCGAUCCCAACAAGAACUUCACAUCAUGGGUCGAUGAACAACAUCAAGAUCAGCCCGAGGCACUGAAGAAAUUACUUGGCUAUCUAUUUCGUCGAUCCUCUGAUCUUCUACAUGCUGUUUACGAAGCAGAUCGACUAUCUGAAGAAGACUGUAUCACUAAAAGGAAGGCUAGUUCCUAUCUCCUAUCUCUAUAUGAUCCUCUCGGGCUUGUUCUAGAGCACACAAUGGUUGGUCGACUUAUCUGGCGGAAGAUCACUGAAGCUACAACAGAUUGGGAUGCUAAAAUCACUGACGAUCAUCGACAACAA
Messenger RNA from Perkinsus marinus ATCC 50983, 621 nucleotides. RefSeq lists its product as hypothetical. NCBI's taxonomy places the organism in Eukaryota, Perkinsozoa, Perkinsida, Perkinsidae. The record is from RefSeq and is a predicted model, not a curated record. The annotation marks the transcript as partial. The transcript has a single exon.